Myxocyprinus asiaticus (Chinese sucker) is the source of this 8593-nucleotide messenger RNA. Its product is annotated as UPF0687 protein C20orf27 homolog. Lineage: Eukaryota; Metazoa; Chordata; Actinopteri; Cypriniformes; Catostomidae. The transcript is spliced from 6 exons. The record is from RefSeq and is a predicted model, not a curated record. The coding region runs from base 346 to 876 and encodes 176 amino acids.
UCAAGAGUUCAAAAGUCUGAUUGCUUGGGGGAAGAAGCUAUCAUGGAGUCGGCUGGUGCGGGUCCUGAUGCUGUGAUACCGCCUGCCUGAUGGUAGCAGUGAGAACAGCCCGUGGCUCGGGUGGCUGGAGUCUCUGAUGAUCCUCCGAGCUUUUUUCACACACCGCCUUGUAUAUAUGUCCUGGAGGGAGGGAAGCUCACCUCACAUUCCAGUGGAGCUUAACCCAGCAGGAUCAUGCUGCAGUGCCAAUCAAAUUCAAAUCAGGGGUCAGUCUCAGUGUCUGUUGUUUAGAGAUGAUACCUCAUUGACAUCAGUCAUUAUCAUCACUGUAUUCGUUAGGUCAACAUGGCAACAGGAAGGAAAGGCUCCACUUCAAAAGGUGGAAUAGUGCGUUUCCCUGAUGAUGAGGAAGAUACUACCAUUAACAAUAGUUGUGAUGAAAUGCUUCAGGAUAAAGCCAUCACUGCUCUACCAGAGCCUGAUGGUGCAUAUCUUGUUAAGGUGGGAUUUUUAAGGAGCCAUCACAAAUAUGAAAUUGUCUUCUCUUUACCGCAAGUCCCCACACUGGGCAAAGAUGUCUCCCUUUCCCCCGCGCUUCGGUCUACGGCAAGACCACGCCUGCGUGCAACACGCAUCACACCACGUCCUGAGGGGGGAGCGAGGGUGGUUUGUGAGUACAGCGCUCAGCAGGAGGGAGUGGUACAGGAGGAACUCACUCUGGUCAACAGGAGCAGAAGGGACAGCAGUGUCAAAAUUAGAUUACAGGCCAGAGUCAUGGAACGCCACCAUGGGACACCAAUGUUACUUGAUGGAGUGCGGUUUAUUGGAGAAGAAAAACAGGUCGCCUCCAAAAAUAGUGACACAAAGAAGAUGUGACUAAAGCAUGUACAGUCGAAGUUAGAAGUUUACAUACACUUUGGUUGAAGUCAUUAAAACUCAUUUUUUAACCACUCCACAGAUUUAAUAUUAGCAAACUAUAGUUUUGGCAAGUCGUUUAGGACAUCUACUUUGUGCAUGAAAUGAGUAAUUUUUCCAACAAUUGUUUACAGACAGAUUAUUUCACUUUUGAUUGACUAUAUCACAAUUCCAGUGGGGCAGAAGUUUACAUACACUAAGUUAACUGUGCCUUUAAGCAGCUUGGAAAAUUCCAGAAAAUGAUGUCAAGCCUUUAGACAGUUAGCUUCUGAUGGGAGGUUUACUGAAUUGGAGGUGUACCUGUGGAUGUAUUUUAAGGCCUACCUUCAAACUCACUGUCUCUUUGCUUGACACCAAGACCCGGCUGUGAUCAGACAGUGCUGAUGAUGAUGGUGCUGUGUGUGUGUGUGUUGUAACUUAAAACAUUGUAAAAUUAGGAUGAGAAAGUGCGGGUGGGAAAUAAGGUGAAAAACGGAGCGGAGCCACAACGAGUUGAGUGACGUCAGAGGCAGAGUGGAGUUAAGGCACACGAUAGCAAAUUAGCAAUGCUAACGUUAGCAGCCGUGGGAAUGAACGAGCAAUCGUUAUUAUAGUUCAAAAGGGCAAACAGUCGAAGCUAUCUUAUUAUACGAGAUACAAAAAAACUGCCAAGCUGAUUCGAAACAGGUUGCGUUUGUCAUCCGUUACCAUGACAGCAAGUGGACUUUUGAAGCUGAAAUAAUGAGUGGAUUAGCUAUGCUGUUUCAAUCAGCAAGAGAGGAAUCACAGAAAACCUGGAUAUAUUUUACCAACUUUCUUGGCAAGGAGGAUGAGUCAUGGCCAGGCACAGGGGAGAAGGCUACUAAUAUUACAUUAGGCAAGACUGAAAGUUUUGUUUUCACAACUUGUAAAUUAACUUGGUAAUAGAAAUCAGCUGUGAAAUCGGUGUCGAUCGGGUCUGUGUCUUCUGGCAGGGUCCAGGUUCCAGCUUUCAAAUAAUAGACUGGUCCGGGUCCAGGAUUUCUCGGUUCUGCAUGGGUACGGGUAGUACAUUUCCAGGUCUCUUUGGGUUCCGGCAUGAAUUUUUGGACCCGUGAAGACCUCUACUCCACAAGUCUGGUUCAUUCUUGGGAGCAAUUUCCAAACACCUAAAGGUACCACGUUCAUGUGUACAAACAAUAGUACGCAAGUAUAAACACCAUGGGACCACGCAGCCAUCAGACUGCUCAGGAAGGAGACGCAUUCUGUCUCCUAGAGAUGAAUGUAGUUUUGUGUGAAAAGUGCAGCUCAAUCCCAGAACAACAGCAAAGGAACUUGUGAAGAUGCUGGAGGAAACAGGUAGACGAGUAUCUAUAACCACAGUAAAACAAGUCCUAUAUCGACAUAACCUGAAAGGCUGCUCAGCAAGGAAGAAGCCACUGCUCCAAAACCACCAUAAAAAAGCCAGACUACAGUUUGCAAGUGCACAUGAGGACAAAGACCUUACUUUUUGGAGGAAUUUCCUCUGGUCUGAUUAAAUAAAUAUGGAACUUUUCGGCCAUGAUGACCAUCGUUAUGUUUGGAGGAAAAAGGGUGAGGCUUGCAAGCCGAAGAACACCAUCCCAACUGUGAAGCAUGGUGGUGGCAGCAUCAUGUUGUGGGGGUGCUUUACUGCAGGAGGGACUGGUGCACUUCACAAAAUAGAUGGCAUCAUGAGGAAGGAAAAUUAUGUGGAUAUAUUGAAGCAACAUCUCAAGACAUCAGCCAGGAAGUUAAAGCUCAGUCGCAAAUGGGUCUUCCAAAUGGACAAUGACCCCAGGCAUACCUUCAAAGUUGUGGCAAAUAGGCUUAAGGACAACAAAGUCAAGUUAUUGGAGUGGCCAUCACAAAGCCCUGACCUCAAUUUGAUAGAAAAUUUGUGGGCAGAACUGAAAAAGCGUGUGCGAGCAAGGAGGACUACAAACCUGACUCAGUUACACCAGUUAUAUCAGGAGGAAUGGGCCAAAAUUCCAGCAACUUAUUGUGAGAAGCUUGUGGAAGGCUACCCAAAACGUCUGACCCAAAUUAAACAAUUUAAAGGCAAUGCUACCAAAUACUAACAAUGUGUAUGUAAAAUUCUGACCCAAUGGGUAGGUGGUAAAAGAAAUAAAAGCUGAAAUAAAUCUCUCUACUAUUCUCUCUGACAUUUCACAUUAUUAAAAUAAAGUAGUGAUCCUAACUGUCCUAAGACAGGGAAUGCUUUCUACGAUUAAAUGUCAGGAAUUGUGAAAAACUGAGAUUAAAUGUAUUUGGCUAAAGUGUAUGUAAACUUCUGGCUUCAACUGUAAAUGAUGUGAACAAACAGAAAUUAUAGCACAUGAAUGUGCACCAGAAAUGUGAACACACCAUCUCACCCGCAGUCCUGGAGGAUCUCAAGAUCAACUGAUGGGUUUCUGCUCUAAUGUAAAGAUGGAGUCUCUGUAGUCUACUGAUGACAGGUCUGCUAUUGGCAUUACAAAUUCAGCCUAACCAUAGUUUUUAAACAGAAUUGUAAAAGCGUGUGCACUACGUUUUAUCCAAUUUUGCGCAAGUGGGCAUGGGUGGGAGUUCUGUGGGCAUAUGUGUGCAAACUGUUGGUGUAUUGUACGGUAAUGAAGUGGUGCAAAGAGCAGUUUGCUAUUCAAAACCAUUUCUGUUUUCAGCGUAAAGUCCAAAUUCAGUUCCUACAUUUGCAUUUUGGAGAUUCCACCAGCAGGUGGUAAUAAAGUUCAUGUCCAAACUCUGAAAUAUAGAGGAACUUCAAAUUAAGUCCCUGCAAUCGCCGUUUUAUGAAACAAAAAUUUAUUAGAUUUGUGUCAAAUCUAGAGGUCAUUGUUUAUUUUUAAAAUAUUAUUAUUACUAUGUGUAUAUUUACAGUUGUAUUUAUGAUCUAAUUUAUAUUGGUAUUUUUCCACCUGUUGUUGUAGAGUGAUUUUUAUAUCACUGCAAAAGGGGCCGGUGGAAGAAGUUGAAGAGGAAAAAAUGUUUGGAUUUGGUAUGAUUUUUUUGACCACUUCGUUAUUUUGAUUAUAUUUUCGUUUAAUUUUAAGUGUAAUUUGAAUAUAGAAAUAUUUUUGGUAAAUUUUUUUUCAUGUUUCAAAAUUUUUUUAAUUUUUUUUUAUCAAAAUCGACUGGUAGAAGUGAAGUGCGUGCUGAAACAAUCACUGUUAAUACUAGCCAUUAUUUUGUGUGUCAGUAGAUGAAAAUGAUUUACUUACAUUCUCUGUAAUUUAACGGAGCCUACAUCCAAAUCCUGAACCACAUUUUCCAUGCGUAUAAAAGGAGCGUGUCACUUCAUAGAAUUAUGCCAGACAUUCAACAAGGACACAGUUAAUGCACAAAAGAAUGUAAGGACAUAUUUCUAUUCUUCUUAUUCACUGCAUACAGUCCAAUUACAUUACUAACUUCUUAUGAUUGUGCUGUCUUUGUUUAUAACGCUUGUGCUUGACUGGGAAUGGACUGUAUACAGUAAUAAGACACAGACCCUGCAAUAACCAAAGAACCUCAGAAUUAAACUGCACUUGACCCAGCCUAUUAGCGCUUUGCAUGCACAAUUUCGCCAGACACAUUUGCAGCUAGACUUUGUGCAUGCUUGCAUGAAAAUACCAAAACUUCAUGGCCAUUCCCACUAAUUUUGCACUUAUGACUUAUAGCCUAGCACUGCACUUAGCACUAGCACUUUUAAAAUAGGGCCCCAUAGGUUCUUAUGGGAAUGGAGCAAUAUCAAUUUAUCUGGCUAAAUAAAACUGAAAUGUUACACGUUCAGCUUUGUCAACAAAAUGUGCUGUUCUGGAGCUUGAGUAUGUGUAGUCUGUACUCUGUACUGAUAGUAUACUCUGCACUUACCCAGAUAGUCUGGAACAGAUUACUUUUAACCCGUGUAUGAUUUAUGACAGACAAUAGGGAAACCUUAAAGGUGCUGUAAGCAAUUUUUUUAUGGAAUGGUGUGCAGAAAAAAAAAAUUCUCCCUGAAAGAUAUCACUGACAUAAGUGUCCUGCGAUAUCUCGCCAGUCUCUGUGACAGUACUAGACUGUAUAAACAGCAAACAAAAAUCUGACCGCUGGCCAUGGACAAAUUCUUUGAUCAAUCAAUCAGUAGACUAUGAUGUACUUUCUGCCUGUGAAUCAUUUUGCACCUUCUCAGAAUGUAGUUGUUGAAGCGAAACAAUCAGGUUUAAUGCCAUAUUUAGAUUCAUAACAGUUGUCAGCUGAGGGCGCUAUUUUGCUACUGUAGUGUUUAAAAACCAUGAGAAGACAGACUGCUACUCUACUUUUCGGUGAUGGUCUCAACACCAUGUUUGGAGUGCAUGGUUUUGAUAAGAGGGGUCCUGUCUAAUUCAACGGCUCACUCUUGUGGAAAUUCCAGAAUGGUGAAAAUUGCUUACAGCACCUUUAAUUAAAGGGGUCAUGAAGUGCUUUUUUUUUAUUUUUUUAAUAAUUUUAUUAUCUUCCCUGAGGUCUAGAUAAUGAUCACUGAUAAUGUUAGUGAAGUUUAUUUUUCUCCAAAACAGUCAAAAUUUAGUAAUAAAUGAUAAUUUUCCACCCUGUUUUUUGCUCUCUGUCUAAAUGCUCGGUUUUGGCCUCAGCUCCUAAAUAAACAUCAACAUAAAUGGCCACUGUUCUGAUCCUCAAAACAUUUUGAAAUACAAUUGGAAGAGAAUGAAAAACCCCACAAUAUUAAACUACAUUUCAGGGUUUACACAUAACACACAUCCAACACAGUGCUUCCGAAUAUACUAAACUGUUCAUUUCAAGCACAACUGGACACGAGAGGCGUGUCACGUCAAAAGCAAUAGAACCUAUUAUAAUCAAUGAUGCUGUCUGACAAGGAAGUGUCCAUUGCAGUAAACGGUAAACAGAUCUCCCUUUCUAUUAUGCGCUGGCACUACUACUGCCAACAACAACUCAAAUAAACGGUUUAGAAAAUUUGUGUCGACGCGCCCGGUGUAGACAGCCUCAAGCCAUUGUGUCGCGUCAAUGGACGCGCCCAGUGUAGACAAGGUUUCAGCACCAUAAACUAUCAAACAGUCAUGACAUUUGAAAUAUUCAUGAGUGGAACAGUUUACUUACGUUUUUGAUCGUAUCCAAUAGUGUUUUUAACUGCCCCAUCCUUCAAUGGCAAUUCCUUUGCAAAGCUUGAAUCGUUUUAUGACUGGUUCACAAGCAAUCCACGCUGAAAUACGCUUUAGACACAUUCACAUGACGCAAAUUCAUAGUUCAAAGCACAAUGAAGAUGCACAUAUCCCGUUUCCAGUCUCAUCCUGUCCUGAGGUGCACAUCAUCAGAAAUGCAUCAAAACUAUCAAAGACAUCCAACUAGUGUGUGUUUAAAUACACCAACAAUUAAAAAUAGCAUAGAUGGGUGAAAGAACAGUAUGUUGAGCAGUUUGUGCACACAACAUGUGGCAGCAGCAGAAUGUAACCAAAUGGUUUAAAACUGAGUUGUAAUUUGACACCGCGUCUUUUAAAAGUGAUGCCAGAGACAUGACAACAGUCAAAAAAUAAUAAUAAUUCAGAAUAGUCCAGAUAGGUCCCAUUUGGUGUUUAGGAAUAUUUAGACCACACUAGGCCACACUGUUUGCCCUGCUCUGUCUCUCUCUGUGUUUACGAUCUGAGCCCCAGGGCCAGUGGACGGGGCCAAGGGUGUGAUGAUGUAAAGUAGGCGUUGAUGUUGUUGCUGUAGAGGCAGUCAUUAAUGAGUACCCUUAGUGACGUAGGGAAGUCGUGGAAGUAGAGAACGAGGUGUUUUGGCAGCUUGGUUUCAAUACAUGCUUUUAUUGCAUUGGGGAUUAAAUUUUGAGUUCUGAAAUUUACAGUAGGUUCUUAUAGUAGAAAGACCUCUUAUAUGUCAAAAUAUCAAGGAAAAUUUGAUUCCUCGUGACAUGACCCCUUUAAUGAAGUAAAAUUAAAUAAUUAAGAAAAAGGACACCCUGCUUCUCUUCCCACUGACAUUCAAAAGUGCUUACCGCAGUAUUUAGUGAUUUAAUCAUCAGAGGUCAAAAUCAUCAGAGGGCAAAAACACUUUUUAAAAUUGUAUAGCCAGGAGCAUGGUGUACUGUAUAGAUUUUUCCAUUUCUGUACCACAAGCAUCACCAAAUGAAUUAGCAAAACCACUCUUUUCAAACAGGUUUCCUGAACAUGUCAUUGGUCAGACAAACAGAUCGUCCUGCCCCAAACUCACGUCACCGAUUGAGUCAGUGUUGUUGCUUUGCUCCGCUAGUGACUAUUGUAUUUAAUGUGUUUGAAAAGCACUGAACUUUUUUUAAGCUUGCACGUGAAGUCCUACUUGAACCCCACCAUAGUAUUAUGUAAAUAUUUAUUGGAAUGUAUUUGGAUUUUAUUGGAUAUGUGUUACUAUUAAAAAGAAAGAAAUCAACAAACAAAUAAAUAAACAUUGUGCACUUUCUAUGCUUUUAACAGAAGGUGACUUGCAGUAAGCUCAGCAGGAUAUUUACAUCCCACAUAUGCUCAAUGUUAGGACAAUAUGUUAGGCUGAUUGUACAUUAUCCCUUACUUAAGGCUAUAUGUAACCGGUGUCAUGAACAGUUUAAACUCUUGCUUUAGCGCAGCACUUGAUUGACAGGUGAGAGAUGGCACGUCACUGCUGCCUGAGACGCAUAAGGAUGGCAUUUAAACCUCAAAAGCGAUGUGGUCACUGGUCAUGUGUUUUUUAUCUUCCUCCGGAUGUGGUUUUGUGAUCAGAUCACAGAAGGUUUUGCACCCCUUUUACGCCUGUAUUUAGCGCUGACCACCAGCUAUAAACAAGGUUUAAAAUGACAACCUGAGCUAGUUCAUGCGGUUCAUGGCUGUCCAUACAACCUGAGGCCACUUCUUUAAAUCGUCCUCCCAAAUCCCAUCCAUCUAACAAAGAAGAAGCUCCGUAUUAAGCUCCGUCAGGCUGUGCUCCAACAUCUAGAUUUUUGAAUGAAUGACCAACACUGCAACAAAAGAAUGAAUGGGUGUACGGCACAAUGACAACUGUUGUCCUGUCCCAAUACCCACACUUGAUACUUAAUUGCGUGUGCACGUGGCACCAAGUGUUCAAGACUGUCCCAUGUCUGAAACAUGCCAAAACUCAGUGCACGUAACCCACACUAAACCGCUUCGGAGCGGUCUUUAUGGAUACAAGUGCAUCCCAGAGAUCAUCACAUUCAGGAGCCCACACCCUACCCACGCUCCUACCCAGGCAAACAGCGUAUUUUCACUAUGAUUACGUCAAGGAAAGCUUUUCAAUAUACAGUAUGUUAUAUAUUAUAAUCAGACAGUAAAACAUUUUUUUUUUUUUUUUAAACGUAAAGGGCAGUAUAACAUUCACAACUGGUUGGGAUGACAUAACAGCAGCAUCAUAAUUACUAAAUAUGUAUUUAUGUGUAUAUUUAUGUACCUCUUUGUUAUCCUUCUUGUCUAAUCACCUUAUUUUGUUUGUUCUCGCCUAAUACCUUUGGUGAUUUUGGUAAUUUAUCAGUCAGUGUGACAUACAGUAUACGAUUUAGCAAAUGAUUUUUAAAAUAAAAAUGUUAUUAACUACUGCCACUGAAAGUGGGCUACAACAGUCACCCUUACCAACAACAAUUAAGUCUUUUGACUGCAACUACUAAAAAAGCUGUCGCAACCAGGACCAACAUCAUUAAGUCUAGGAGUGUCCGAACGUGCAGUCAAAAGUCACACAGUCGCAGUCUUCAUGUCUACUUGCACACUGUGAC